CUUUAAUGGACACCAAUGUAAAGAAAAAUUUUCGAAUCUUGUUCGGGAUUACAAUGGAAUCGAAGAGCACGAAGAAGUCGAACGGGUACGUGAUAUUUUGAUGAAUUCCGUACACAUUUUUGGGAGAGACCUGAAGACAAUUUUGAUAGAAUCCGUAACAUUAAUAGCUCUAAUUGUAGACAACGUAGAAUUGGGAGGAAUAAUUCACCCGUAUCAUUUACUGGGGAAGUUGAACAGAAAUUGGGUCGAACAUCACCAGGUAACUGAAGAAGCCGAAGAACUUCUGUUGAUAGUCGAAGAAAUCCAAAAUACUGAUCACGCUGGCUCCGUUGAAAUGUCAUCUCUUCAACCGCCACCACCUUACUCACGGAGUGAGGAUGCUGUCAUAUCUGGGGCCACAGAUGAAACACAAAAUAAUAAUAUUUCUUCAGAAAUGGAUCAGAGUAAUGUUGUUUCUAACCAUGAAGAUGUCUCUGGUAAUAUACCCUCAUCCCAAAAUAACAGUGAUGUUAGUAUAUACGAUGUAGAUAGUCAACCACUGGAAUAA
Molecule: messenger RNA, 547 nt
Organism: Acaulospora morrowiae
Lineage: Eukaryota; Fungi; Glomeromycota; Glomeromycetes; Diversisporales; Acaulosporaceae
Source: the annotation of a GenBank genome assembly